AUGCAUUAUACGACUUUCCAGUCCCUUUCUACCCUAAACAAGUAUGUGAGUUCUACUAAACAUGUUGUGUUGAUUCAAUUGCUUGAACAAUCUCUGGAACCAUUGGAGAUUGUCAAUAUAGGGUCACUAUUGAUGUGGAAACCCUUCAAAUGGCUCUUCACUAUAGAAAACUGCAAGACUGUUCACGAAAAAUUAGGGUUGAUCUUGUCUCGUGAAGAAGACUAUGUUGAAAUUCAUGGGAUCAUCAUUCCUAUUCUUGCUCUUUCCUCAAAAAUUAUCAAUGCUGCUCCAUCUAAGGAUGAUUUUCCUAUUACUGCAAGGAUGCAAAAGUGGACUGAAAAUCCCUAUGUGCUAGUAAUAAAGAAAGGGAUGAUAAGGGAGGACACUGAUAAAGAUGAAAAUGACUCAGCAGCUGACAUGGGAGAUGACCUUGCUCAGAAAAUGAACUCUCGUCCAAGGUUAAACAAGCACAUACGUUUUUCAACUACUUCAUCCUCUUCCUCUGCUGAUGACACUAAACAUCGUGGAUCAACCCCUCCUGUUGGAGAUAUUACUGAGCCAUUAAUCUAG
Lactuca saligna is the source of this 570-nucleotide messenger RNA. NCBI's taxonomy places the organism in Eukaryota, Viridiplantae, Streptophyta, Magnoliopsida, Asterales, Asteraceae. The record is from the annotation of a GenBank genome assembly.